Coniophora puteana RWD-64-598 SS2 is the source of this 471-nucleotide messenger RNA. RefSeq lists its product as uncharacterized. The transcript has 2 exons. The annotation marks the transcript as partial. The record is from RefSeq and is a predicted model, not a curated record. Lineage: Eukaryota; Fungi; Basidiomycota; Agaricomycetes; Boletales; Coniophoraceae.
CACAUUUGUUAUUUUCGUCAUGCAUUGGCUCUAGACGAGCGACGCGUCAAGUUCCUCCCCGAGUACGUCUAUGGAGGUAUGGGAGAUCGGCACAACCAGCACGGCGUCGAGGACGCUCCUUGGGAGAAGAUGGUUGAGCACGAAUCGCCUCCGGACAGCGACGACCUCGCGCACGUGAAGGAAGUCUGGUUCUCGGGAACCCAUUCUGACGUCGGGGGAGGAAAUAUGACCAACCACAACUUGGAGAUGUCGGGAAUUUCGCUUCUGUGGAUGAGAAAGCAGGCCGAGAUUGCUGGGCUGCAGUUCUUGCCCAUGUCUUUUGCGAAGGACAGCUUGCUAAAGCAGGUGAACAAGAGGCCCACGGAAUCUCUGACUCCCGCCUGGUGGUUUGCUGAGGUGCUGCCGAUGAAGCGGCUUUCGUACACUUCUAGCAAAGCCGACGGCAUUACUCGCCGGUCAGCUGGAAACUGA